AUGAACGGUUUCACUAAGGUAUAUCACAAGAAGUCCUACGAUCGAAUCGAUCCGACGGUUCAAGCAAGUUCACAACUUGGACGGACUGUUUUGAUUACUGGCGGGUCGGAGGGCAUUGGCUACGGCAUUGCGCAGGGAUUCGCUCGAGCAAAAGCGAGUCGGAUCAUCCUUGUUGCGAGAAAUGAAACCAAACUCGACGCCGCCUCCGCCCAGCUUAAGAGUGGGUUCCAAAGCACUGAGGUUCUAACGAGAGUUUGCGACUGCUCCGACGUCGGACAGCUCGAGGCGUUGUUCGCGCAUCUCAACUCGGAGGCAAUUUUCGUGGAUGUGCUCAUCCUGAAUGCCGGAGCGACGAGCAAUACCACGACUGCUGCCGAAGUCGCGGCAGUCUUCCAUUUCAAUGUCAUCAGCAAGAUCCAUCUCCUCGAGCUUUUCCAGAAUCAAAAAUCGCCGAAUGGCGGCUCGAGUCCGCGGAAGAUAGCCAUUGAGAUUAGCUCGGCGUCAGUCCACUGCUAUGGCGGCUAUCCUCGCACGGCGUAUCCAUCGAGCAAAGCCGGCUUCGCCAACUACCUUUGCCACAUGGCAGAACAUGUGCCAGAGACCGAAUUGCGGUUGAUCUCAUUGCAUCCAGGAGCGAUUUUCACGGCUGCAUCUGCUGCGGCGAGUCCGAUGGGUGCUGACUCGCCGUUCUGGGACCACGUUGAUCUUCCAUCGCAUGUGGCCGUGUGGCUUGCGAGUGAAGAGUCGGCGUUCUUGCACGGUCGUUACAUCUGGGCGAACUGGGAUGUCGGGGAACUUGUCGCACUCAAGGAGAAGAUCAUUGAUGACAAAAGCCUUCUCAAAGUCGGCAUCAUCGGUGUUCCCAGCUUUACGCUGCAAGAUCUUAUUAAAAGCGCCACCCCUCCUGCUAAAGAUUGA
Molecule: messenger RNA, 918 nt
Organism: Dissoconium aciculare CBS 342.82
Lineage: Eukaryota; Fungi; Ascomycota; Dothideomycetes; Mycosphaerellales; Dissoconiaceae
Product: NAD(P)-binding protein
Exons: 3
Coding region: 1-918 (305 amino acids)
Molecular function (GO): oxidoreductase activity, acting on the CH-OH group of donors, NAD or NADP as acceptor
Source: RefSeq, a predicted model, not a curated record